This is a messenger RNA of Colossoma macropomum (tambaqui), 2970 nucleotides long. It is a transcript of the gene hcn1, whose product is annotated as potassium/sodium hyperpolarization-activated cyclic nucleotide-gated channel 1. The record is from RefSeq and is a predicted model, not a curated record. The transcript has 8 exons. Gene Ontology annotation, biological process: potassium ion transport; transmembrane transport. Gene Ontology annotation, molecular function: voltage-gated potassium channel activity. Gene Ontology annotation, cellular component: membrane. Bases 1 to 2796 code for a protein of 931 amino acids. Lineage: Eukaryota; Metazoa; Chordata; Actinopteri; Characiformes; Serrasalmidae.
AUGGAGGAGGGCAUGAUGAAGUCCAACUCGUUCUCGAGCAGCAAGGAGGAGAAGGUGGAGGCGGACGGCAGGAACAGCGUGUUUCAGCGGCAGGACUCCACGCUGCUGAAGAAGAACAGCAGCAGCAGCGGCGGCGGCGGAGGAGGAGGAGGAGGAGGGAAUAACGCCAACGCCGCGGCCGGCAAGGAGCACGCCAACUCCGUGGUGGCCGGCGGGCUGAAAGCGGACCGCGAGGAGACCAUGCUGGGGCUGGAGGACGUGGACCCAGUGGGCCGGCAGCACGGCUUCAUGCAGCGGCAGAUCGGAGCCAUGCUGCAGCCCGGAGUCAACAAGUUCUCCCUGCGCAUGUUCGGCAGCCAGAAGGCGGUGGAGAAGGAGCAAGAGCGCGUGCAGACCGCGGGCUACUGGAUCAUCCACCCGUACAGCGACUUCAGGUUCUACUGGGACUUGAUAAUGCUCAUCAUGAUGAUGGGGAAUCUAAUCAUCAUUCCUGUUGGAAUAACCUUCUUUUCUGAGCAAACCUCCACCACCUGGCUGGUUUUUAACGUGGCCUCGGACACCAUCUUCCUGGUGGACCUGGUCAUGAACUUCCGCACGGGCAUAGUGAACGAGGAGAGCUCCGAGAUCAUCCUUGACCCCAAGGUCAUUAAGAUGAACUACCUGAAGAGCUGGUUUGUGGUGGAUUUUCUCUCCUCCAUCCCGGUGGAUUAUAUCUUUCUAAUUGUAGAGAAAGGCUUUGACUCGGAGGUGUACAAAACGGCCCGAGCGCUGCGAAUCGUCAGAUUCACCAAAAUCCUCAGCCUGCUUCGCCUGCUGCGGCUGUCCCGCCUCAUCAGAUACAUCCACCAGUGGGAGGAGAUUUUCCACAUGACCUAUGACCUGGCGAGUGCAGUGGUAAGAAUCUUUAAUCUGAUUGGAAUGAUGCUGUUGCUGUGUCAUUGGGACGGCUGCCUGCAGUUCCUGGUGCCUCUGCUCCAGGACUUCCCUCCAGAUUGCUGGGUGUCCCUAAAUGGGAUGGUUAACGACUCCUGGGGGAAGCAGUACUCAUACGCCCUUUUUAAGGCCAUGAGUCACAUGCUGUGUAUUGGGUACGGAGCUCGAGCGCCUGUCAGCAUGUCCGAUCUGUGGAUCACCAUGCUCAGUAUGAUUGUGGGGGCCACCUGCUACGCCAUGUUUGUGGGCCAUGCCACCGCCCUUAUCCAAUCCCUGGACUCCUCACGUCGCCAGUACCAAGAGAAGUAUAAGCAAGUGGAGCAGUACAUGUCCUUCCACAAGCUCCCAGCCGACAUGCGCCAGAAGAUCCACGACUAUUAUGAGCAUCGCUACCAGGGCAAGAUCUUCGAUGAGGAUAACAUCCUGAACGAGCUCAACGACCCUUUAAAAGAGGAGAUCGUCAACUUUAACUGCCGUAAGCUGGUGGCCACCAUGCCUCUAUUCGCCAACGCUGACCCCAACUUUGUGACGGGAAUGCUGAGUAAGCUCAAGUUCGAGGUGUUCCAGCCCAAUGAUUACAUCAUCCGCGAGGGAACUGUGGGUAAAAAGAUGUACUUCAUCCAGCACGGCGUCGCCAGCGUCAUCACCAAACACAACAAGGAGAUUAAGCUCACGGACGGAUCCUACUUCGGAGAGAUCUGUCUGCUAACGAAAGGACGGCGCACAGCUAGCGUCCGCGCCGACACGUACUGUCGCCUCUUCUCUCUGUCUGUUGACCACUUCAACGAGGUCCUGGAGGAAUACCCCAUGAUGCGCCGCGCUUUUGAGACGGUGGCUAUUGACCGCCUGGACCGCAUCGGGAAGAAGAACUCGCUCUUGCUGCAGAAGUUUCAGAAGGAUCUGAAUGCGGGCGUGUUCAAUACACAAGAGAACGAGCUGCUGAAGCAGAUCAUCCGGCAGGACCGGGAGAUGGUGAUGAUGGUGGACAGGAAGCAGUCGGUAACGGGUGCCAACUCGACACCGAUGUCUGGAAACUCCAUCAUUAACUCUCCUGCUCAGCCACCAUUUCCUAUUGCUAACAGCCAACUUCAGCAAGCCAUGACCUACAGCACCGCUGCAUCCAUAACCCCGGCUGCCCGCAUAGCUCAGGGCGUUGCUUUCUCUGUGUCUAGCGUUCCACCUGGAAACCUGGCCACUUCUUCACCAAAUCCACCUACACCCUUGCAGCAGCCGAGCGGCAUCAUGUCGCCAUGCUCGUUUACUGCAGCCGUCUGCAGCCCUCCCGUCCAGACGCCUUUGGCUGGCCGAACGUUCCAGUACGGCUCACCCACGGCCUCACAGCUCUCCCUGGUACAGCCGCCCAUUCCCCAGCAGUCCAUAACAACGCAGCAACAACAGCAACAACAACAGCAGCAGCCGUCCCAGCAGCCUCAGGCUCAACAGGCUUCUCCCCAAAGAAGCGAAGUCCACAAGAGCACACAGGCGCUCCAGUCAGGAAGCCUUAGCCGAGACAUUCGCCACCUUUCAGCCUCCCAGCCUUCUCUACCCCAUGAAACUUCGCUACCUGUCCGGCCACACCCAUCCUCCGGCGAAUCCUUGGCCUCCAUCCAGCCCCCUGCAGGUCCAGCCCAAACCCAGGCCCAAGCCCAGCCUGCACAGGCCGCGCCACAAAGCGGCAUCCGCACCACCGUCCCCCAGAGGGUGGCUCUCUUCCGCCAGAUGUCAUCGGGAGCUUUACCGCCGGUGCGCGCGGCACCCUCUAGCAUCCAGCACAGGGAUCCCACAGGAUCCAGAAGAGAAUCAGCGGUCUUGAGCAGUACAGAGACCGAACAAGACAAGAUGCGAUUCGCAUCGAAUUUAUGAUCCCGUUCUUUUUUUUUGUUUUGAUUUAUCUUUUGUUUCUUGUUUAUUUUUUUAAAAAAUGAUUUUUGCUUCAUUUUUAUGGAGAAAAUGGGAAAAAAGAGACUGAAGUAUUUUUGUUUUUCUCCGACUCUCUAAAAGAUAACCUCAUAGAUUAUCCUGUACAGAUUACCCUUG